Molecule: messenger RNA, 1821 nt
Organism: Ascoidea rubescens DSM 1968
Lineage: Eukaryota; Fungi; Ascomycota; Saccharomycetes; Ascoideales; Ascoideaceae
Gene: RVB2
Product: RuvB family ATP-dependent DNA helicase reptin
Exons: 2
Coding region: 15-1529 (504 amino acids)
Biological process (GO): regulation of transcription by RNA polymerase II; box C/D snoRNP assembly; chromatin remodeling
Cellular component (GO): R2TP complex; Ino80 complex; NuA4 histone acetyltransferase complex
Molecular function (GO): ATP hydrolysis activity; ATP binding; DNA helicase activity
Source: RefSeq, a predicted model, not a curated record
GCUUCCACAACACAAUGGCUACAAUAACAACUUCUAUCAACCAAGCUGAUAGCUUGAAUACCUUUUCAUUAAUUGCAACACAUUCCCACAUUACUGGAUUGGGUCUCGAUGACCAUCUCCAACCAAGAGAAUCCUCCCAGGGAAUGGUGGGCCAGUUGAAAGCCAGAAAGGCUGCUGGCAUUAUCUUGAAAAUGGUUCAAGAAGGUAAAAUUGCAGGCAGAGCUGUUCUAAUAGCCGGUCCACCAUCCACCGGUAAAACUGCUAUAGCAAUGGGAAUGUCUCAAUCCUUGGGCUCUGAAGUUCCCUUUACUGCAAUUUCUGCUUCCGAGAUUUACUCUUUGGAACUAAGCAAAACCGAAGCCUUGACCCAAGCUUUUAGAAAAUCAAUUGGUGUUAAAAUCAAAGAAGAAACUGAUUUAAUUGAGGGUGAAGUGGUCGAAAUCCAAAUCGACAGAUCAUUAACUGGCGGCCAUAAACAAGGUAAAAUUACAAUGAAGACAACCGAUAUGGAAACCAUUUACGAAUUGGGUAGUAAAAUGAUUGAAUCCUUAACAAAAGAAAAGGUUAUGGCUGGAGAUAUUGUAUCAAUUGACAGAUCUAGUGGCAAGAUUACAAAGUUGGGAAGGUCGUAUACCAGAGCAAGAGAUUACGAUGCAAUGGGUCCAGAUGUCAAAUUUGUUCAAUGUCCUGAAGGUGAGUUGCAAAAAAGAACUGAAGUUGUUCAUACGGUUUCAUUGCACGAAAUUGAUGUCAUAAAUUCAAGAUCCCAGGGUUUUCUAGCCUUAUUCUCUGGUGACACUGGUGAAAUUGGUCCAGAUGUUAGAGACCAAAUUAACAUUAAAGUAGCUGAAUGGAAAGAAGAAGGCAAAGCUGAGAUAGUACCCGGUGUAUUGUUUAUUGAUGAAGUCCAUAUGCUAGAUAUCGAGUGUUUUUCGUUUAUUAAUAGAGCCUUGGAAGAUGAAUUUGCUCCAAUUGUUAUAAUGGCAACUAACAGAGGUAUAUCCAGAACCAGAGGUACUAAUUAUAAAUCUCCUCAUGGUUUACCUAUGGAUUUAUUGGACAGAGCCAUAAUUAUAACCACUUCAAACUACAAUUUAAAUGAAAUUAAACAAAUUUUAUCAAUAAGAGCUCAAGAAGAAGAAGUCACCUUACAAGCUGAUGCAUUGAAUUUAUUGACCAAAAUUGGUAGCGAAACAAGUUUAAGAUAUGCAUCAAAUUUGAUAUCAGUUUGUAAUCAAGUGGCAUUAAAGAGAAAAUCAGAGACUGUUGAAAUCCAAGACGUGAAAAGAAGUUACAAGUUAUUUUUAGAUUCAGAAAGAUCUAUCCAAUAUUUAGAAGAGUUUUCAGAGCAAUAUAUCAAUAACGAAGGCAAAGUAAAAUUUUCAACUGAUAUCCAGAUGAAAGAAUCACCGGCUCCUAACAAUGAUGAUAAUAAUAAUAAUAAUAAUAAUAAUAGUGCCUCUGCUACUACUACCAACAAUGCAUUAAUAAGUAAUGCACAACCUGAGAAGAUGGAUACUACUGAAUAAACUAAAAUCUAAUUAGAGCUCUAGAGCUGUUUUGAUACUAUAGUUAUAUUAUUAAUAAGGUAUUAAUAAAUUUUGUUUGCAAGAUACUGUUUUAAAUAAAAAAAGGUUGUAGAGAAAACUUAAGAAAAAAAAAUGAAAACAUUUUAGCAAUUAAAACCGAAUUGGUAGCUAUAAUAUUUUUUUUUAAUUAAAAAUAAACUCAUUGAUGAAAACGAAUAGUAAUGAAUAGUAGAAAGAGAAAAUUAUUUCUUUUUUUUUUUUGUUUUGUUUUUUGUUUUUUGUUUUAUAUUUU